Acanthochromis polyacanthus (spiny chromis) is the source of this 3777-nucleotide messenger RNA. RefSeq names its product tubulin tyrosine ligase-like family, member 1 (gene ttll1). Bases 499 to 1773 code for a protein of 424 amino acids. Gene Ontology annotation, biological process: microtubule cytoskeleton organization; protein polyglutamylation. Lineage: Eukaryota; Metazoa; Chordata; Actinopteri; Pomacentridae. The transcript is spliced from 10 exons. Gene Ontology annotation, molecular function: tubulin binding; tubulin-glutamic acid ligase activity. The record is from RefSeq and is a predicted model, not a curated record. Gene Ontology annotation, cellular component: cilium.
ACUGCGUCCUCCGUUGCUAGGUUAUCCUCCCGGAAGGACCAAGCCCAUAACGACAUCUUUUAGCUUUUUAAAGACUUCCCCCCCAAAAAAAAAAAAUCUGUAAAAUAUAAUUGAUUUUAAUGUCUGAAAGUAUAUGUGACUAUAUUUUAUUGACAGAGACUCUACUGUGAGUGGUAGUUUCACCGGUGGGCGUUUUCUUCGCUGUCCAGCAUCACGACGACCGGAGCAGUAAAUAUAGCUCGUUAGCUAUUAAACAGCUAGCAUGGAGACAGCUGUUAGCCGUUAGCUGCUGCUAACGCUGCUGACGAUGACAAACUGUGUCUUUGUGAGUUUAGUCGCUAACGGUAGUGUGAUGAGAUUGCAUCAGUGACUGGGUGAUGUCCGCCCAACCUCUGCAGCAGUCGGGAGAGGAUCCAGCAGCCUGCUAACUGAGCCAGCCCGACUAGCUGCUGCUGAUGACUGGCUGUUUCCUGACAUUGAUUUGCAGUGGGAGGCACCAUGGCCGGUAAGGUGAAGUGGGUGACAGAUAUUGAGAAAUCAGUGCUCAUCAACAACUUUGAGAAAAGAGAAUGGAUUCAAGUUACUGAGAGCGAGGACUGGAAUUUCUACUGGAUGAGCAUCCAGACCAUCAGGAAUGUGUUCAGCGUGGAUACCGGUUACCGCCUGUCAGACGACCAGAUGGUUAAUCACUUCCCCAACCACUACGAGCUGACCAGAAAAGACCUAAUGAUCAAGAACAUCAAACGCUACCGCAAGGAGCUGGAGAAGGAAGGCAGUCCACUAGCAGAGAAGGAUGAGAAUGGAAAAUACAUUUAUCUGGAUUUUGUCCCGGUGACAUUCAUGCUCCCCGCUGAUUACAAUCUGUUUGUGGAGGAGUUUCGUAAGAAUCCGUCCAGCACCUGGAUCAUGAAGCCCUGUGGGAAGGCUCAGGGCAAAGGCAUAUUCCUCAUUAACAAACUGUCUCAGAUUAAAAAGUGGUCGAGAGACAGCCGCACCUCAACGUUUGUAGCAGCAUCUAGUGGUAAAGAAGCUUAUGUCAUCUCCCUUUACAUUGACAACCCUCUGCUGAUAGGAGGGAAGAAGUUUGACCUGCGUCUCUAUGUUCUGGUGACCACAUAUCGGCCUCUGAAAUGCUAUAUGUACAAACUGGGCUUCUGUCGGUUCUGCACGGUGAAGUACACACCCAGCACCAGUGAACUGGACAACAUGUUUGUUCACCUCACUAAUGUGGCCAUCCAGAAACACGGGGAUGACUACAACCAUGUCCACGGAGGCAAGUGGACCGUCAGUAACCUGCGUUUGUACCUGGAGAGCACCAGAGGAAAGGAGGUGACCAGUCGAUUGUUUGACCAGAUCCACUGGAUCGUAGUGCAGUCGCUGAAGGCCGUAGCUCCUGUGAUGAACAAUGACAAACACUGUUUUGAGUGUUACGGGUAUGACAUCAUUAUUGAUGACAAGCUGAAGCCAUGGCUUAUUGAGGUCAACGCCUCUCCCUCGCUGACCUCCAGCACAGCCAACGACCGCAUCCUCAAGUACAACCUCAUCAACGACACCCUCAACAUCGUCACGCCCAACGGGGACAUCCCAGACUGCCGCUGGAAUCGCAGCCCUCCCCGAGAGGCCCUGGGCAACUAUCAAGUCCUGUAUGACGAGGAGCAGGCGCAGAGCGAGAACGCUGAGCGCGACCUGCGGAGCCGCUCGGGUCAGUCGCUGGGGUCCAAGGGCACCAAAGGCAGUGCAGGCGUUCGCCCUGCCACUGCCACCUGGAAGUGAAGUGACACUGCUGACUCACAAAGACUUCCUGCACAUUUCCACAGGGACCACCUGUGCAGCACGGGGAAUGAAUAAAAAGGACCACCCAGACUUUUUUUAUUUAGCCCUUCGGACUGCGCCCUCUCUCUCCGCAUUUCACAGACUGUGGUACUGGGAACAAAAACACUACUGCUGGAAGAGAGAGAACUCAGUAAGAAAUUAUACUGGGGAGGACUGAAGGUCAAGUCGACUUGGUCUAACAUCACAUCCAUGGUCUCAAGAACAGCUGCACUUCCCAAAACAUACCAAACUCUUUACCCUGAGAACUCAAACAGAAGGAAAAAGUGGAUGAAUUCUGAGCAGGGGAAUUAAGAAGAAGAUGCUAUGCAUGAUUAAUGAUUACUGACACUUUAACUCGACCUGCCACAUAGGUGCUAAUAAGAAGAUUUGCUGUAUGGAAAUUUAGUGAUAAGAUGCUAUUAAGAAGGACAAUAAAUGUAACUAAUCCAGAUGGUUAAAGAUGUAAUUUACUAAGGGGCGAAUGAUGGUUGAUACGCAGAAUUAGCAGUACUAAGUGUGAAUAGACCCCAAAAUAGAAUUUAAUAAUGUUUUUUUACAUGUUCGUUAUCAGUAUGUAUAUGCAGGAGGGGGGGUUAUUAAUAUUGAUUGUAUUCAGUGCUGAACUUUAUUGCACUUUAUUUCUUUAUUUGUGCUCCGGUAUUGAAGAAAGAUGGGCGACAAAUUAAAGGAAAACAGUUACUGCAAAUCAGUACAAAGUUGUUCUGAGUGAUCACCUUUGUCCAGCGAUGAAACAUUUUUUUCCUGAUGGAAGCGGUUUCUUCCAGGAUGACAGUAUUCCCAUUCAUGGGCCAUGGUAUCUCUCUGAAUGGUUUAUGAGUAUGAAAAUGAUUGUAAUUAUCUGCUACGGCCUUCAUAGUCAGCAGAUCUCAACCCAGCUGAGCAUCUCUGGAAAAUACUGAAGCAAUGUGUUUAACAAUGCUCUCCACUACUAUCAUCAAUGCACCAAAUAAGGGAUUUUUGGGUGGAAAGUGGUCUUCAUCCCCCCAGCACAGUUCCAGAGACUUGAAGAAUCAAUGCCAAGGAGGACUGAGGAAUCCAAACACCACUUACUAUGACACUUCAUGUUGCUUUUUCCUUUAAUUUGUCACCUUUCUGCAUCUUUCUCAUGUUGCAUUUUCAGUUCGACCUGAUGUCACUUCUGCUGCACAUCUCAGAUCUUAAAAGGCGCUAUUAUGUGUUGGGAAUGUAUGCCUUCUUAGCUAUUUUCCUAUAUAUUUCCUCCAACUACGGGAACGCUGAUGAUGAGCGGACAUUCACCCUUUUAAUACACUGGAGCGGGGCUGAAUGAUAUUAGAAAAAGCACUGAUAAAUUCUUUUAGGCUGUGGGAUUUCAAUAUAAUGUUUCCAAAUUUCACCUGUGAGCUGUGGGUAAUAAUUUUUUCAUUAUCGGUCAAUCUUUUUUAUUACUUUCUCCCUCCUCUGUCUGGGAAAUGUCAAUAAAAAAGCACCAUGUCAUGACAUUUUAUGCUUUUUUCCUUUAAAAAUAUCCUUGCGCAAUGAAUUAGUUAUCUGUAAUUACAGCUUAACUUUCAGUCGGACUUGAUAAGUAGUGAGCUAAUCAUUGCAACUCUGCUUCUGUCAGGCCAUUUGGAAAUAACUUAUUUGCGAUGUUGAAGAUGAUUGUAGUUUCUUUCCAUUUCAGUCAGUGGGCUCACCUGUAAAUCAAGGCUGCAUAAUAUCAUUUAUUCAUUCUCACAACAGGGGCAUCCUCUACUGCAGGAUGAAAAAAUGGUAGCGGAAGAGGCCAGACGAUGCAUUUCUGUACCCAAAUUAUAUUUGAUCUAAUUGCUGAAACAAUAUCAUUCAGCUCUACUGUCUCAUAUGGAUCCAGCUUGGCAUUUUGUGAAAUUAAAUGCUGCUUUUACGGUACAUGUUUUGUUGAUUCUACUGAUUAUGUAACAGGAUUCUUUAUUUGCUUUCUUUAUAAAAUUUAAAUUUAUUCUA